Messenger RNA from Mizuhopecten yessoensis (Yesso scallop), 508 nucleotides. RefSeq lists its product as uncharacterized. Lineage: Eukaryota; Metazoa; Mollusca; Bivalvia; Pectinida; Pectinidae. The transcript is spliced from 3 exons. The coding region runs from base 84 to 404 and encodes 106 amino acids. The record is from RefSeq and is a predicted model, not a curated record.
UUGACCAGAUACCCGUCAGCAGUACAUUAACAGUCAGCAACAUACAGAUUCGACCUUACCGACACAACCUCAGCAGCACGAACAUGAACGCAAAGAUGGUAAUUUUCGUCGGACUGAUGUGCCUGUUUCUGGCAACUGACGUCACCGCCUACUUCUGCCAUUGGUGCAACGAAGAUCUAAGGAUAUGUAAACGCUCCUGUCGUGGAAUUCGUGGAAGUCGUGGUAGAGGGCGCAACCACCAACACAGCUCAACGUCUAGGUGUCACCUUCCUUGUUAUCAGGAGGCUGUUUACUGUCUCAACACAUGCGACCAGGACAUCCCCUUCGCCAUGUCACAGCUAGAUGCAGAUGAUAAGAAAACAGCCUCAUCCCUCCAAAUGAAAGCAAAAGAUCGAUCAGGAUAAUCUUCAUGAACUUUAGAUUGGCCAUCACAAUCAUUCCUAUUUUCUUUAGUGUUUGAAAGAUUCAAAUUUUCAAAAUAAAAUAAAAUUACAAUAAUAACAGCUCA